UCUAUUUCAUGGUAGAGAUUCUAUGGACUUUCAUACUGAUCUCAAGCACCAUAACGUGAUCCAUAAAUAAAUAAAGGUCAAAUAUUAGAGAACCAAAGACAAAACCGAAAGAGAAGCAAAGUAAACAGCGACUGUGGCAAUGUGUUUCACUUUCAGAUUAGCAAUUCUGCUAACUCUUCUGGUAAGCUUAGCAGCCAGAGAUGAUUUUGGUUUCAUCUACAAUGGAUUCCGGUUGGCUAAUCUAAGCCUUGAUGGCAUCGCAGUGCUCACUUCCAAUGGACUCCUAAAACUCACCAAUGAAACCGAAAGACAACAAGGACAUGCUUUCUAUCCUCACCUUGUAAACUUCAACAACUCAACCAGCCGUUCUGUUUCUUCCUUCUCUACCACCUUUGUCUUCGCUAUUAUCCCUCAAUACCCAACUGUCAGCGCACACGGAAUGGCUUUCGUGGUUUCACCAACCAGGGGCCUCCCCGGAGCUGAUCCAGGCCAAUAUCUCGGACUCUUCAACAAGUCCAACAAUGGCGACGGUAGAAACCACGUUGUUGCUGUAGAAUUCGAUACGCUACUAAGUCCCCAGUUUGAUGACAUCAAUGACAAUCACGUUGGGAUUGAUAUAAACGGGUUAAAGUCUAAUUUAUCUUUUCCGGCAGGAUAUCACGAGGAUGGAAGCCGUCAGUUUAGAAACCUGAGCCUGAUUGGGCAAAGGAUACAAGUUUGGGUCGAAUAUCAUGGUCUAGAGAAGCGAAUGGAUGUUACUUUAGCUCCAUUUAGACAUUCUAAACCCAAGAUUCCACUUUUAUCUUUGCCUCUUGAUCUUUCUUCAAUAGUUAACAAUGGGAUGUAUGUUGGUUUUUCAUCCUCAACUGGUUCUGUUCUCACAUCUCAUUAUGUCUUGGGUUGGAGCUUUAAGAUGAAUGGUCAGGCGCGAGAGCUUACCCUGUCUCAGCUUCCAAAGCUUCCUCGUGUAGGACCGAAGAAAAUAUCAAGGCUUUUGACAAACGGGUUGCCUUUGAUUUCAGUGAUUGUGAUUUUGGCAGCAAUUUCAGGUGUAGUUUAUUUCAUGAGGAGGAAGAGGAAAUUUGCUGAAGUUGUUGAAGAUUGGGAGCUUGAGUAUGGGCCUCAUAGAUUCAAGUUUAAAGAUCUGUAUGUUGCUACAAAAGGAUUCAAAGACAAGGAGCUAUUGGGUUCCGGUGGCUUUGGAAAAGUCUAUAGAGGAGUUCUUCCAACCAGUAAACUUGAGGUUGCCGUGAAAAGAGUCUCACAUGAAUCGAGACAAGGGAUGAAAGAAUUCAUAGCAGAAAUUGUGAGUAUCGGUCGUCUCCGUCACCGGAACUUGGUUCAACUCUUGGGAUAUUGCCGGCGUAAGGAUGAGCUACUUUUGGUCUAUGACUACAUGCCAAAUGGAAGUCUCGAUAAGUACUUGUAUGGCCAGCCAAAGCUCACCCUUAAUUGGAGACAAAGAUUCAGAGUCAUCAAAGGCGUAGCAUCAGGAUUGUUUUAUUUACAUGAAGAAUGGGAGCAAGUUGUGAUUCACAGGGAUGUUAAGGCUAGCAAUGUUUUGCUUGAUGGUGAACUAAAUGGAAGACUGGGAGAUUUUGGGCUUGCUAGAUUAUAUGAUCAUGGAACUGAACCACAAACAACUCACAUUAUGGGCACACUUGGUUAUUUGGCUCCUGAGCAUACUCGAACCGGGAGAGCUACACCUUGCACCGAUGUGUUUGCUUUUGGGGCAUUUAUGCUUGAAGUUGCUUGUGGAAGAAGGCCAAUAUUACAGUCUCCAACAAACAAUGUCAUCUUGGUGGACUGGGUGUAUUCUUGUUGGUGCAAAGGUGAUAUUCUUGAGGCAAAGGAUCCAUAUUUGGGUUCAGAUUAUGCAGCUGAGGAAGUUGAGCUGGUCUUAAAACUUGGGUUGAUAUGCUCCCACUCGCAGCCUGAAGCAAGGCCAACCAUGCGCCAUGUUGUUCAGAUUUUAGAUGGAGAUAUGCCUUCUCCGGAACUAUCAUCACUCAGUCUCUCUUCCAGUGGCUUAGCAUUUGCCCAUGGUGAGGGCUUCGAUGGUUUCUCCAUGAUGUAUACAACUUCCACUUACAAUGGAACAUCCCAAUCAUCUACAGUCGCAGCAUCUCAUCUUUCAGGAGGUCGAUGAUUGUAAACUUUUCUCAGUUUGUAAUAAAUCUUUAUGUUCGUUCUAUAAUUCAUGAAUAUUAAUAUCAUCGCUAAAAUUUGAACUUA
Molecule: messenger RNA, 2235 nt
Organism: Gossypium raimondii (Peruvian cotton)
Lineage: Eukaryota; Viridiplantae; Streptophyta; Magnoliopsida; Malvales; Malvaceae
Product: L-type lectin-domain containing receptor kinase IV.1
Exons: 1
Coding region: 140-2149 (669 amino acids)
Biological process (GO): protein phosphorylation
Cellular component (GO): plasma membrane
Molecular function (GO): carbohydrate binding; ATP binding; protein kinase activity
Source: RefSeq, a predicted model, not a curated record